Molecule: messenger RNA, 1443 nt
Organism: Ostrea edulis (European flat oyster)
Lineage: Eukaryota; Metazoa; Mollusca; Bivalvia; Ostreida; Ostreidae
Product: paramyosin-like
Exons: 1
Coding region: 1-1443 (480 amino acids)
Source: RefSeq, a predicted model, not a curated record
AUGACUUCUUCCAAAGACUGUGAGAACGAAUGUGAUGAAGAUAACAUCUAUUGUACACAAGAUGUAGAUGAGGUUGACAAUGAAAUCUUUGAAGAAAUAAAAACACAAUUCGGUCAAUAUGAUAAGGAGGCUUUCAUUCUUAACAUAGUGGGGAAAUAUUGUGAAGAACCCGAACAACUAAAUGAUAUAAGACAAAGUUUGUAUGACUAUGCGAAAUCCAAAAUAGAAGAUUUCCCUCAAGGUUUUCUAACAGAAAGGCGCCAACGAGGCACCGGAAAAUCAGUGACCGAAAAAUACGCAAGUGAUGUAUACUAUAUAUUUGCUUUUGUGGAGGGCAUUGUGUCGACCUCUGAGUUCCAGAGGGAAGUCAUCAGCAAGCACAAAUUGAAACACGCUAUGUCACAAGACUUGUCGCAGAGUAUUGUUGGUAACACAAACGAAGAAAGUAUGGAUACAUAUAGUCUACCCCUACAUAUCAUGGAAGACCUUAUGCGCAAAGAACUCCUCCCUAUCAGGGAAUCUCUAACAGAACUGAAAGCGACCUUUGCUUGUGAACUACGGUCAAAAACUAACGACAUUCGUCAAUUACGUGCAGAAAACAAUCGUCUACAAACAGAAAUUUCAACUUGUGCGGAAGAAAAAAACAGACUGGCAGAUAGUACAGCACAACUAAAAUCCGAAAUCAAAUUCCUACGGCAAAGGCUAAAGUCCUGCGAGGACGCCAAUGAAUCCAACGAAGAAAUAUUGAGGGAAUUAAGGAAAAUCCAAAGGGGUCAUCAGAAUACAAAGGGAUCUCCCAAAAUGCAUUCUGCUGAUAAACAAACUCAAAUUGUGCAGCAACAAAAGACUACACGACACAGUGAAAAUGAGAACACUAACAGCACGAAAAGCGAUGGGGAAGUGACGCGGAUUCACAAACAAACUGAUGAAAGAAUAUUAAUGGAUCGAGGUGUUCUAACUACUUUUCCGGAAGUAAAUGCCUCUACGUCACGUGACAGAAAAGAAUCAGAGAAAGUAGAAAACCAGAAAGAAAACUUCAAUAUGACAAAAACCUACGCAAAUGCUCUAGCAUCUUUGGAGGGGAAUAGUGAUAACCUUGCUGGAACCACAACAUCUUUUACAAGCUAUACGUUUGUUAGAAACAAGCGCCGAACCAAACGCAUUGUUUUAGCAAACAUUAAGGCAAGGGACACAACAUACGAGGACGUCAAGGCAGACAUUGAAGAAUGGUGCGAAAAUAAAGAUGUCAACGUAUCGAGCAUAUUUCUCCUCGCUCAUCAUUCAGCAAGAAGGUUCCCUACAUUUGUAAUUCGUGCAAACAUCGCUGAAGAUGACUACGAGAAAACCCAAGAUCCAGAUUUCUGGCCAGAUACCAUCUCUGACAGGGAUUGGAUUAUCCGGAAUGACAGAAACACUAAACCGGACCGCUCAGAAAAACUGUAA